UUUCCAGGAAACAUUAAUAAUAAUAAUAUUAUUCCAUUUUGCGUUUACCUGUUGACCAAAUUACAAACACAUACCGUGUGCCAAGCACCAAAAAAACGCAAAACCCUGCAGCUUCACUAUUACCAUUUACCAACAGCUCAGUACGGAUCGGAAUCAUCGAUCACAAAGAGGAGAAAUUAUCAACAGAGCUAAUUAUUGUUUGUAAGAAAAGAAAGAAGGAAUUUUUUGGAAUAUUAUUUUAAAUGGAAGGAGAAAGAGUGCCCGGCUACGAUCUUCAGGUCUCGGCCUUCUCCGCUGCUACUCCGGCGACGGUUCCGAUCCACGAAAUGGGGUUUGUGCAAUUUGAAGAUCAUGAUCAUCACAGUACCCACAACGUCUUGAGCUUCUUGUCGCCGGCCUCUCAGCCAUCCACGGCGGCCGCCCAAUUGUCGUCGUCGUCGACUCAGCUGCCUCUCAACGGUACUACUGCCGCCACCGCCACCGAUAACACGAACGCCGCCUCCAUGGGGUUCUGCCAUGGCGACCUCGUUUCAAGACCAGCUUCUUGGAAUAACGAACAAAUGGGGACUUUGGAUCCAAAGGCUGUUAAUGAGGAAAAUUGCACCGGUAAUGCUAGCGAUGGAAGCAAUUCAUGGUGGAGGAGCUCAAGCGCAGAUAAAAGCAAGGUGAAGGUGAGAAGAAAGCUGAGGGAGCCAAGGUUUUGCUUCCAAACCAGAAGUGAUGUGGAUGUGCUUGAUGAUGGUUACAAGUGGAGGAAAUAUGGACAGAAAGUUGUCAAAAAUAGUCUUCACCCAAGGAGUUAUUACCGUUGUACUCAUAAUAACUGUCGGGUGAAGAAGAGAGUUGAACGACUCUCCGAGGAUUGUCGUAUGGUGAUAACAACCUACGAAGGCAGACACAACCACUCUCCUUCUGAUGACUCAAAUUCCUCUGAACAUGAAUGCUUCAGCUCUUUCUAAUUAAUGUAAAAUCAACUACAACAAGAAUUUUUCUUGUAAUAUUAUUCACAAUGUAGUAUUGUAGCUUA
Messenger RNA from Morus notabilis, 1027 nucleotides. RefSeq names its product probable WRKY transcription factor 12. Lineage: Eukaryota; Viridiplantae; Streptophyta; Magnoliopsida; Rosales; Moraceae. Gene Ontology annotation, molecular function: DNA-binding transcription factor activity; sequence-specific DNA binding. The record is from RefSeq and is a predicted model, not a curated record. Bases 243 to 959 code for a protein of 238 amino acids. The transcript has 4 exons. Gene Ontology annotation, biological process: regulation of DNA-templated transcription.